GUGGCCAUUCAGCUAAAGUGCAAAGCUAACGCUCCACCAUUUAGCCCACCUGUCCACCUCGAGAUUUAGCAAUUUAUCAAACAUUAGUGUGUAAAGUUGGUGCUGCAUACUGCAGGGGAUAUGCCCUCAUUGAAUUAAAACACACGCCUCACAAAGAAACGUUGCUCCACUGUACAGAGUAGCCCCGCAGACAUGUCUGGAGUUAAAAGGAAAAUUGAAGGCAUCGAUCCUGACUAUGAGGACAUUUCUCUUGUCCAAAAUAGCAAGAGAAACAAAGCCGUUGAACAUAAUGCUAGGGAGGCAGCAGUACAGAAGAUUGACACCAUCAUCAGAGAGCAGUUUUCUUUGGAGAUGAAGAGCAAAGAACACGAGAUAGAUGUCAUCAGUCAGCGACUCAAUGAAGCCAGGAGGAUGAUGGACAAGCUUAGGGCUUGCAUAGUUGCCAAUUACUAUGCCAAUGCUGGGAUGACAAAGCUCACAGAGCAUGGUUCUAAGAGUGACCCUGCAGUGCUGAACCAUCCAGCCAUCCGUCGUUUCCUGGAGUCCCCAUCCCGUUCCUCUUCCCCUCUCAACCAGGGUUCUGAGACUCCUUCUUUGGCCCAGUCAGAGUCUGAGUCCCUGUCACAGCAAGGAGAAGGAUCUGAGAGGGAUGUAGAGGGAGCAUGGAGAGAGGAUAGCAGCAAGCAGGAGCGCAGACCUGGACGUAAUACAGGCAAAGACACUUUUGGUGUGCCAUCAUCUGUGGGAGCAGAUCAGAGGGUGACUUACCACUCAACUGGAGACGAAGCUUCUAGACUGUAUGCAAAGAAGACAAUCGUAGUGGGGAAUGUAUCCAAAUACAUUCCCCCUGAUAAGCGGGAAGAGAAUGACCAGUCUACCCAUAAGUGGAUGGUGUAUGUCAGAGGAUCCAGGAGGGAACCCAGCAUAGACCACUUUGUAAAGAAAGUCUGGUUCUUCUUGCAUCCAAGCUACAAACCCAAUGACCUGGUGGAAGUCAGUGAGCCUCCCUUUCAUUUGACACGUCGUGGUUGGGGUGAGUUUCCUGUGAGGAUCCAAAUCCACUUCAAAGACCCUCGCAACAAACGCAUUGACAUCAUCCAUCAGUUAAAGUUGGACAGAACAUACACUGGGUUACAGACCUUGGGAGCAGAAACUGUGGUUGAUGUGGAGCUCCACAGGGACUCUCUUGGGGAAGACUUUAUCCCUCAGUCCACUUCAUCCAAGGUGACUCACAGAGCAGCCAGCCCUACCUACCUGGCCCAAAGUUAUGGACCCUCCACUUCGCCCAUGUCGCAUGAUGUCGUUCUAGAUAAAGGUUUCAUCAAAGCAGAGAUGGGGAGACAUGCAGGGGGACAUAGCUCAGGCCUUACUGCUGGUGAGCGCACUCCAACCCGACCAAAAGCAAGUGACAGGAUCGCCCUGGGUUCCCAUGGCAACUCGGCCUUCCAGCCUAUCACAGCAAGCUGUAAAAUUGUCCCACAAGGACAGCCACCAAGUCCUGCUGAGUCUCCUGGAAAAUCAUUCCAACCAAUCACCAUGAGCUGCAAAAUAGUCUCAGGGUCUCCAAUCUCCACCCCAAGCCACUCCCCACUGCCUCGCACACCCACCACAUCCACCCCUGUCCACAGCAAGCAGAACUCUUCAUCAGUGCUCAACAACCCUUAUAUCAUUGUUGAUAAACCAGGCCAGGUGAUCAGCAUGGCCUCCUCUUCCUCUGCCUCCACAGGAAGUCCCUCAGCUAAACAAUCUGUGGCACAAGGCACUCGUUCUCCAGCCCCUAAAGUUCAUACUGGCACCUUGCUCUCCUCGGGGAUGAAGGUUAUUAUCAAACAAGAGCCGGGAGAGGUUUCAACACAGCAACAGCAAAUGGUUUCCACAGUAACCAGCCAGCAGCAACCUGCGACUACAGCAGCCCACCAGUUUGUCGCAGUGAAGGGAGGUCACAUGAUCUCUGUGUCAGCCCAGAAGCAGGCAGCAGGGGCCGCAGGGGCCACAUCAAGCAAGAUGUUAGGUAUUCCCGUAAGCUCAACACUUCAGUCCGCCGUGAAACAGGUGGCUAUCAGCAGUGGACAGAUUCUGGUCGCUAAGGGCAACCCCUCUGUCUCCAAAGUGAUGGGCGGAAAGCAAGUUUUGGCUCAGGGAGUCGCUAAAGCCAUCAUGAGUGGAGCCAGUGGCAUCUCUGGUCAGCAAGGUGCUACCAAGGCAACUAGUGGUUCAGGAGGCAAGAGUGGAGUGAUGGCUACUCUUCAGCUCCCAGCCAACAAUCUGGCUAAUCUGGCCAAUUUACCACCAGGCACCAAGCUCUAUCUGACUACCAACAGUAAAAACCCAUCAGGGAAGGGAAAGCUGCUUCUCAUUCCACAGGGAGCCAUCCUCAGAGCCUCCAGUGCAAGUCAGCAGUCCCAGAGCAGCUCGUCAGCAGGCACGGGGGGCUCUCAGACCCCCUCCUCUUCCUCUUCAAGCAGUCUGCCUUCCAACCUGUCCUACACAUCCUAUAUCCUAAAACAGACGCCGCAGGGUACUUUUCUGGUUGGUCAGCCUGCGCAAGGUUCAGGGAAGCAAGGGGUUUCUGGUUCAGCAGGUCAUGCAGCCUCAUCUCCAGCAACUGUUACCCCACAGGCCAUCCGGGUAACAGCUGGACAGAAAGCUGCUAUUCUGGCUCAGGUGGUGGGCAGCUCCCAGGGUGCACAGGUGAAGUUGUCAGAUGGCUCCGUUAAGACAGUAACGGCAGCGGCUGCAGGACAUUUGUCCAAGCCGGGGACGACCACACUGAGAAUGACUGGCGGAGUGAUCACUGCGGCUAGCUCCACCCCCAGCUCUAUCAGUGCUGCAACAGCAAGCAACAUACAACAGCCUGCUGAAGGUGGGAAGUCUACCUCUCAGCACCACUCACUCCUGGUAGCAGCCAAUCAAGCAGCGGUCAUCAGUGCAGCUAAGAGCGCCAGUGCUGCUGCUGCCGCCGCCGCCGCCGCCGCUGGUGGCAGCCUGUCAAAGACAGCUGCGGCUACUUUGGUCAAGGGUGCUGGCAACUCUGCCACCAUGACAAAGAGUGUUGUGGGAUCAACAGGAGCUUUGGUAACAGUUGCCAAAGGCACUUCCAAUUUGCCUGUCAUCGGCGCAUCCAAGGGUGCAGGAGUCGGGGCUGUGCCUAAAAGCAGCGGCGCGUCAUUGGUUGGGGCAGCUUCCUUAGUCAGUGGGGUGGCAGCCGGAGCAGGGAAGACUGCUGCAACUCUCUCGGGGAUGCUGAAGAUCCAUUCUGGAGGUUCCAGCUCUCAGCAGACUGUUUUAACCAUUCCUGCUAACCAACUCAAACAGCUGGGGGUUGGCACUGGGUCUGGAGGGCUGCAGACAAUACUGAUGCCUGUUGGUAAAGUCGUGUCCAAAGGCACGGUCUCCACUACUCCCUCCUCCUGCACCACUUCUGGAGCAGCUAGACCUGGAGCUUCCCCAAGUCCUGCCAUCCAGGCCUCCCCCUCCCUUGCUCUGCCCCUGGCACAAGUGAAAACAGAGCCGGGUAUCGGCACAGUUGUUACAGCUGGUCCGUCUCCCCCGGUGACGGCCCCCAUUCCCACAUCGGCCCAAGUUGCUUCUGCAGCGACAACUGUCAAGCAGGAACAAGGGGCGGAUAACUCUACACAUGACCUCAUCAACACUGAUCACAUAGAGACCAUGAUGCAGCUCCUGACAGCUGUGGUGAAGAAGUUUCCUCUGAUUGUGCCAGAGAAAACUGAAGACUCCCAUCCAUUCUGUGCCUCUUCAACAGACCAAUAUUAUUCCUGGACUAUUGGCAAGCGUAGAGCAUCAGAGCUUCAGCGAGCAGUUGCAGUGAAGCGAGUCAUCCAAGACGUGUUGGACCGCUCGCCCCGCCUACAGGCCCUCACUCCACCCAAGACCAGAGAGGUGGUGCAGUGGUGUCGACAGAGGGGCUACACGCCGCCUGACCCCGAGCCGCAGCGCAAAAAUGAUGACGAGUCCAUCGAGGACAUUCUCACACAGAUAGAUAAUGAGCCCGAGUGCCCAUCAACCCUGAGUAGCUGUGACGAGCUGGUGUUGCGGCUGGAGCAGAUGCAAGCUCUGCUGAAGACGGAACCAGAGGAGGCAGAUGACCAGAUAGUCGACAUCGUCACUGUAGUUCCUCCCUGUCAGAAGCUAAAGGUCAAAGAAGAAGAGCAAGAAGCCGACGCAGAGCCCAAGUUCUUCGUGGGCCCCUGUGUGUCGGCGCAGUUUGUCAGUGAAACAGCUCAGCAGAUUGGGGUAAACUUCCAGCCAGUCGAGGUGGAGAAGAAUGUGUUUGCUCCAGUAGUCGAAGCCAUGAUUCUGAAGGCUACUGAACAGUUUUCUAGUGACAUCCUGAGAGAAGCUCUGGCUGUGGCCUACACCAAAUCCCCUCAGAACAGGGCUCCCAGAGAGAUCACAGCCAUGAAUAUCCACCAGGCAGUGAGUAGCAUCCCCACCUGUGACUUCCUCACAAACGCACACAUGGGUUACUUGUCGAAGGACAACUGAGGACGGUGGAACUGACUCCGCCUACAGAGACGCGAGGACUGUGUGAUGUGCGAGUUAUGACGGACACUUCCACUGUCGGUGUACACGCGCCUACAUGUGGUCCUGUCGCCCUCAGGUUGUGCAGUAAUAACUAAUGUACUGUAUUCGUUUAACAUGAUCAAAAAAGGGCUCUGUGUGCUCGCAUAGCAGCAAAAUGGUAAACGUUUCUAAUACUGCAAACAUUUUAGUCCUAAUUUAUCAAGAGCAGCGGCAUCGUGGGAAUCAAGCUUACUUGAUUUUGAGAGGCUGUUGUGCUCUUGCUUACCUCAUAACAGGAUUAUUUUAAUGAAGUGUUUGUAAUGAAGGGUCAGGGUUGAAUAAAAUGUCAAGACAUCCGUCACCUCCUUCAAAAGUCAAUGUGAUGCACAGAUCUAAAAACAAGUUGGAAACACUAGUGAACAUUAGAGAGCAAUGUUUGUUGUUUACAAAGCAAACCUUCCCCUGAUUAUCCAUCACCACAAACAUCUUAUGAUCUAUUACACAUAUUUAAUACACAUAUUUAUAAUAUAAUACAAACAAGCAGGAAGUGGCUGUUUUCUGAGGCUCUUCAGAGAUCGAUGCUUCACAUUUUUAAGUUGCAGAGCCAACGUCAGGACAGAGAUUAUACUGAACAAAUCAUUCUGUCGUCAUGAAUUCAAGACACCAGUAUUUAUCGUACAUGAACCAGCUUUCCUAGUCUGUUAAAGUGCUUUUAAGUGUUCCGUUUAACAACCGUUAUGUAUUUAUCAUGUAAUGUUCACAUGUGUAUGUGACCAAUAUAAAAUAGAUGUUUUCGAAAUUCACUUUUAUUUUUGUAUGCAAUGUCAACACCUGCAAAACUGUGAGUGAGAGCGUUAAUGAAUUUGAUAGUAAGUGAAGUGUGUGUGUGUAUGUGUGUGUUUUGUCAGCUAAUCUUCUGAUGGCGAGUCUGUUUCAUGUGGAGCUUUGUAUUUUGUUCAUGUGUUUGGGCUGAAUGUUUGUUUGUGAUGCCUGUUAAUCCACUCGAGUGUAAAAGAAAAUAUGCAGAUAAUUAAUAUUCUUAUAAUAAACGGAAAAAAACUGA
Solea solea (common sole) is the source of this 5587-nucleotide messenger RNA. RefSeq names its product YEATS domain containing 2 (gene yeats2). NCBI's taxonomy places the organism in Eukaryota, Metazoa, Chordata, Actinopteri, Pleuronectiformes, Soleidae. The record is from RefSeq and is a predicted model, not a curated record. Gene Ontology annotation, molecular function: histone binding. Gene Ontology annotation, biological process: chromatin remodeling; regulation of transcription by RNA polymerase II. Gene Ontology annotation, cellular component: NuA4 histone acetyltransferase complex. The coding region runs from base 193 to 4506 and encodes 1437 amino acids. The transcript is spliced from 30 exons.